AUGAAAGAAUAUUUUUCUAUGCAGGUUAAAACUUAUUCAGCUUAUGCAAAACUGGCUCAAGCCCCAUUUGGGUUUCAAAUGCCAUGCAAACCUACAGACGCGAAAGCAUGGUAUCACAUACCUACAGGCAAUAUAAAGUUCGCAAUCUUUGAAGCUGAAAGUGGUUGUUUGAUUAUCAAGGUGGAAAAGGAUGGGAUAAUCAUGGAAAUCGCGAGUGUUGACAUAUUCGGUAGCGACAAGUACAUUCAGUUUUCUGCUCGAUCGCCUUCAAUAUCAUGUAAAUAUAUUGUUCGACAGGGCAUAAACUUAUUCAUCAAGCGAUUCCAGAUAGCCUUUCAUGAUGAAAAGGACUUUGCUAAAACAUGUAGCACACUUUCCUAUCUCAGGUUUGUCGUGAAAAAUGCAAGGCCCAGUAUACCACUGAAUAAUGCUGUACACAACUCGCAGCUCCCUUCAGAUAUGAGGGAAAAAUUACCAUAUAAAUCAAAUCAGUUUUCACAAACGACUCAAAUCUAUCAGACACCUUCGAUUUUGCCUUGUGAAGACGAAAGAAAAGACCUAAAUGAUGCUUUAAACCCGAUCAGCUCUCAGCAAGCACUAUUGUAUGAUAGUUUUUCUCAGAACUCCGAACAAUAUCAAACUAUUCAGGGCAUUGUAGGGACAACUGAGGCUGGACAUACUAACGUCACACUUUCAGCUAAGCAAAGCAUUUCCAGGUGCUUGGAACCUGCUGGUACUGACAAUGGUACGGAUCUUGGUGUUACUCUUGUCGAUGAACCUUCUGACAAGGAGAUCCCGGGUUUAAAAAGCAAAAUGGAAGCAGCACUCAGUACCAGGCAGUCAGAGGAUCAUUACGAACCGACCGAAGUACCAGAUGAACCUGAAAAUACGCGAUUUUUACCUGCGUAUACAACAAAGGGUUUGGGUAAGUCGAUUGAGAGCGCUCUUCCCACUGCCUCUGCAAACCCUACCUUGCCCGUCUCUGAACCAAAUGCAACGAGGCAACCAAUUGUUCCAGCCCAAUGUGAGAAAAAGGAAAUCCGCCCAGGAGAGAGACUUCACAAGGAAAGCAUGGAAAAGCCAAUAGAACAGUCUCUGGGAAAGACAAACCCAAUAAUGGCAAGAACUGAGGUGAAAAAAGGCCUACCAAAAGUAAGUAUUACGAAGAGGAUUAUUGCACAAAAAAUGAAGGAUGAAAACUUUAUGAAAUGGGUUAAAAAGGUUGAGUCCUCUAUGUUAGAAAUGUCCAAGACAGAAAAAGAAAAAUAUAAUACUAAAAGCUAA
Molecule: messenger RNA, 1284 nt
Organism: Zygotorulaspora mrakii
Lineage: Eukaryota; Fungi; Ascomycota; Saccharomycetes; Saccharomycetales; Saccharomycetaceae
Gene: REC114
Product: Rec114p
Exons: 1
Coding region: 1-1284 (427 amino acids)
Biological process (GO): reciprocal meiotic recombination
Source: RefSeq, a predicted model, not a curated record